Molecule: messenger RNA, 2213 nt
Organism: Linum trigynum
Lineage: Eukaryota; Viridiplantae; Streptophyta; Magnoliopsida; Malpighiales; Linaceae
Source: the annotation of a GenBank genome assembly
UACGUCAUUAAAGUACAACAUUUCAUUUACAGGAAGAAAUCAGCUGGUUCAGUAAAUAACGGUAAGUCCGCGUGCUCUUCCAAGAUGUGGAUAUAGAAAACGAAAAAAGAGUAUAUCCGGUUUCCAACUAAUUAAAAUUCUUCGACAUAGCGAGCAAUCCGUAAAAACAUUAUCUAGUACAAAUUCCAUAUUUACAAAAUCUUGCAUAACUCCAUCUUCAGAAAUUUUCAAACGACUGAAAUCUAUUCAUUAUCCCCCAUCACACGCUCAACCUACACAUAAUUGUUCACAUGAAUGGAUGUUGAUUAAUAUUUUUCACGACCCGCCAAAUUAUGAGUGAGUAAAUUUUGAGGCUUCCCAAUUAAAUCCAAAGACAGCUAUGACAUAAUAGCAGGUAGCUAUUGCGAACUAGACCGGUUGUAACUGAACCUCGGUAUAAGGUUGAAUAUUGAUAUCAUAUACUUAAAUGAGCUGGAUUAAAAUAUCAGUUGUCCUGGUCCGCAGCCGGUAGAGGAGCCGCCUUCAGGAAAAAAGAUAUAGCACAAAAUUAUUUUUUAUAUAUAAUAACAAUAAAAAUAAUAGCAUCGACUAACCUCUCUAUAUAUAUAAGUAACCACCCUGCAAUCCUCGAAUCCCAAGUAAUAUCCCUAACCUUCAGAACUUGGAGUUUAUUUCAUCCUCUCAAAAGCAAAGGAUCGGCAUCAUGAUCAGUACUAAUGGAGGAGGAGACGGGAAAGUCGCGGUCUGCGUGACAGGAGCUUCAGGUUUCGUAGCUUCAUGGCUGGUCAAGCUUUUGCUACAACGUGGCUACACCGUCAAUGCCACUGUUCGUGACCCAAGUGACGAAAAGAAGACAGCCCAUUUGCUAGGAUUGGAUGGAGCCAAGGAAAGGCUGCAUCUUUUCAAAGCAGACCUGCUGGAAGAAGGUUCUUUCGAUUCCGCCAUUGAAGGGUGCGUCGAGGUUUUCCAUACAGCUUCCCCCGUUGCCUUAUCCACCGCUGAUCCACAGGCGGAGAUGAUUGAUCCUGCGGUCAAAGGAACCCUCAACGUGCUCAAGUCCUGCGCCAAGUAUCCUUCAGUGAAGAGAAUGGUCCUAACCUCCUCUGUCGCAUCAGUUGUCUACACAGGAAAACCAGUUGACCAAGACUCAGUGGCUGAUGAAACAUGGUUCUCUGAUCCAGAGUUCUGCAAGGAACAUAAGCUCUGGUACCCACUUGGGAAGACCUUGGCCGAGAUGGCUGCCUGGGACUUCGCAAAGGAAAAUGGAAUCGACAUGGUGACAAUACAUCCUGGCUUCGUAAUUGGUCCCUUCUUACACCCAGCUCUCUGCACUUCAGUGGGCAUGAUUCUCAGUCUGGUUAAUGGAAACAAGACUUACCCAAAAUUUCAUUGCUGGUCGGUUGAUGUUAGAGAUGUUGCAGAAGCCCAUAUUAAAGCCCUUGAUCAUGAGAACCAAGUAUCAGCUUGUGGAAGAUACUGCUUGGUUGGAAGUAGUGUGCCAUUCUCACAAGUUUUGGGGAUUCUUCAUAAGCUCUACCCAACGUUGCCUCUAGCUGACCAGUGUGAAGAAGUGAAUAGUCUGAAGCUACCGGAGUUCGAGGCAUCCAGGGAGAAGGCAGAAGAUGGCUUGGGGAUCAAGUUCAUGCCACUAGAGGAGUCUCUCAAGGACACAAUUGAAUGCUUAAAGGAGAAAGGAUACCUUCAUUUCUGAUCUAGAUCAAGACUGCGUGUUCAACUAAUCGGUUCAAAAUGAAAACGACGUUAUUGUUGUAAUAUUUGUACCCCAUGCAAUCAUCUUUCGUGUAUGCUUAUUGCUUUCGAUCUAUUGAAAACGGAGUAUUUUAGUAGCUAUAAAAUCUGUCAUAGAACCGAGCAAAUAAAGUCUGAGUUAAUUUCGCAAAUGUUUAUUGAAUUGGUGAUUACUAGAUUUCAAUAAAGAAACUAAGCAAUCAUUCUGAUAGAAAGCGAGCAUUAUAAGGUAAUGAAUAAUAUUCGUUUUCCAGAGCUACGUACGAAUUACACAGCACGUGAUAGUUAAUUAGUACGUAUCAUGCAUGCAUGAGUUUUCGUAUCAUCGUGCACAGAUAGGGGCGGCUUGCAUAGUUAACUACGUUAGGUUUCUGCAUGCUUUAAAUAUUGUUUAUGUGAUUAAUUAGUUGACUUGGUCAAAAUUUCUAUUUGAUAAUAUUUUUUAAUGAAUGAGUAAAUUUACA